UCAGCGGCUUCGAAUUUCAUCUGUUAUGAUCUGAUAUAUCAUAAGAAUUGUUGAUAUAAUAGAUCUAUUACCUAACAUUUUCCGUUAACGCGGUCCUUCAAAAUGGCGUCGAGGGGGAUUUUUCGUCAGCUUCAGAAAGCGCAGAAGUCAAUUGUGAGCUCUGCACGAGUGUCUGUGAGCCUUGUGAAAGCAAGAUGUCUUUGUCAACACAUCCAGCGCAACACAAGUCCAAAUCUCUUUGGGAGACACAGGCUUGUUUGGGGCACACAGCAAGCUCGGACAAUGUUCAUCCAGACUCAAGAGACACCUAAUCCUAACAGCCUCAAGUUUAUUCCUGGUGUGACAGUGCUAGAGUCUGGAACUUUUGACUUUCCUAAUCCCCAGUCAGCCUACUGCUCACCGCUAGCAAAGCAACUAUUCAAGAUUGAGGGCAUCAAGGCAGUGUUUUUUGGAACAAAUUUCAUCACAAUAACAAGGAUUGAUGAAGACGUGGAGUGGGGUAUUCUGAAGCCAGACAUCUUUGCCACAAUCAUGGACUUCUUUGCUUCCAACCUUCCUGUUCUUACAGAUGAACAGCCCUCCUCUGACACAACAGCCCAUCCUGAUGAUGAUGAGACAGUGUUGAUGAUCAAGGAGCUGCUGGACACUCGCAUCAGGCCAACAGUGCAGGAGGAUGGGGGAGACAUUGUUUACAUGGGUUUUGAUGAUGGUGUUGUGAAGCUGAAGAUGCAGGGGUCCUGUACCAGUUGUCCCAGUUCGGUCGUCACGUUGAAGAAUGGUGUACAGAACAUGCUGCAGUUCUAUAUCCCUGAAGUACAGUCAGUGGAGCAGAUUGAAGACGAAGCUGAUGAAAUGGCCAAUAAUGAACUGAGGAAGCUGGAGGAGAAGCUUGGGGAUAAAGAUUGAGCUUCCCCAUGUACACAAGGAUAAAGAGAGAUCUGUGUGAUGAAGGAUGAAUGAUGGGUUGUGUACAAGAUGGUUUUCAGAAGCAGUGUUAGUAAUAUAGGGAUACCUUGCUGCUUGCUGCUGUGGUAGUUGAAUUCAGGGACCUCUGAAUCUAUAUUCAAUAUCUUGGUUGGGAAUAGAAACCCAUGACAUGUGUCCUUGAUUUUGAAGCCUGAAUAGACCUUUAUUUCAGGUACAUAUUUGGAAGAUUCAUACUUCAUUUAUACUCCGAGCACUGGAUACUGUUUAUGUGACAUAAUUAAGAGUGAAAUGUUUGUUUGAGUAUGUUUUUAUUAACUUUCUUUCUUCACACCUUUUGUAACAGUAAACCCGCUGGGUAUAGAUUGGUACAGCACUUGACCUGAUUGUGUGUAAUCUCAACUGUGGGGUAUCCCAGCCGUUAAAGCGUUCGCUCGUCACGCCAAUGGUCCGGGUUCGAUUCCCCACAUAGGUACAAUGUGUGAAGCCCAUUUCUGGUGUUCCCUGCCAUCAUAUUGCUAAAAGCAGUGAAAAAACAAAACUCACUCACUCAUGCUAUGUGUCUCCACCACUGGUUUGUCCUGUCCUGGUUUAAAGACCAAUGUGAUAUUAGUGUGAGAUUACUGACUGUGGUAUAAGACACCAUUACUCACUCAGUCCUGUUUAUUUACGUUGUGAAAUCACGUAAAGAAUAAGGACUUUAUAGGUAUUCCUGACAAUUGUGCAUUUAAUUACCUGGAAAAUAAACAUAUUGUUAUCAAAUUGUAAAGAGAUUAGUGUUGUUUUAUUACAGAGGAAUGUCUUAAUGUGUAUGAGAGUGUGUAAAUAUGCCAAAUGCAUUCACUCUCCCAAGUGAAGUGAUUAUAUACUUCAUUCUAAAACAUUAUGUUUUCUUGUUUCAUAGAUUUCCAUGACCAUUUCACCUAAAGUAAAAUGCCGAACUUAUUGAUUUGAAAUUUAUUGCCUAAAAAUUAUACUCAGUAAAAGAGUAUGCCAUAUAUGUUCUCUUUGACAUACAUAAAAUAUAUGCUACUUUGUUAGUUUAACAUAAACAAGAAAACAAACUGUAGAUGUUAAUUCGAGAGAAAACAGUCUUGUUGAAGCCCUCUAUGUAUACUUGUCAAAUUGUGUAGUAUCUGUGUGACGUGUGGCAUUGUGUAUGGUUGGUUUUGGUUGCAGUGAAUCUCAUUGUAAUCACUAGGUCAUAUGAAACCUACAACAAUGUUUGUUUUUGUGUUGGUACAUGCAUUCUUGGUUGUUACUGUGUCUUAUAUAGGAAUUUGUUGACUGAAAUAAAAUGUCCUCUGUUGA
Messenger RNA from Haliotis rubra (blacklip abalone), 2235 nucleotides. RefSeq names its product NFU1 iron-sulfur cluster scaffold homolog, mitochondrial-like. Gene Ontology annotation, biological process: iron-sulfur cluster assembly. Lineage: Eukaryota; Metazoa; Mollusca; Gastropoda; Lepetellida; Haliotidae. Gene Ontology annotation, cellular component: mitochondrion. Gene Ontology annotation, molecular function: iron-sulfur cluster binding; iron ion binding. The transcript has 8 exons. The record is from RefSeq and is a predicted model, not a curated record. Bases 103 to 906 code for a protein of 267 amino acids.